AAUGAAAUAAAAGAUAAGGGAUGUGAAAGCAUAGGAUUUUCAUAUUAUAUAUAUUUUAUAUACGGCAUAAGAAUGUCUGAGUCAUCGAUGAAAGGAAACAACGAUAUUGGACGUUGUAUUAACUCGAGGGUGGUUCAGUAAGCACGACACCUACGUUUCCAAGAAGACGACGCCUACGUACCGCGCAAACACAUCGAGAACGCAUUGUAACUGACAGUUUUUAUGCAAAUCAAUAAUUCGAGUACGACGCAGCGAUAAAGUUUGCCUUUACUUUAAUAGAAUAUAUUUAAUAUCUCUGUUUUCGAACAACAGUAACAACGACGUUGACGGUAGACAACACUCGGCAUUCGAUACCGAGUUUCCUUCGCGAUAGAAACCUCCACGGAUUAUUGAGUGUAAAAAAAAUCAAAAGGGUGUUUUCGAUUAUUAAAUGGCUGAUUGUUAAACCACCUUUUGCGUGACGAUAAUCGGUGCUGAUUGCAUGUUUUAAGACAUUUGUUUUAAGACAUUGGCGACGUCGAAUUUGCUGGUGCAUAAUGUGCAACGUUUCUGAGAAAGGGUCGAAGACAAUGAGGCGAAUUCAGUUACAAAGUAAUUCGCGGCGCAAAAGACGGCCUUUGCGCAUAGGUCUCUUCAUCGUAUAUGUGUUAGUUCAGUACAUCACUUGUGCAAAAAUACCUGAAGAGCUGACUUCCACUUAUCCCAGUUCUACGGAUCGCGAGGAAAACUGGACCGUAGAAUCUACCUUGGAGUCGUUUACGACCACGGUCGAGGAAACGAUUAUCAAGGAGCCGUUAUCGGUGGAAAGUGUAGCGAAAGAAAUAGAUGAAAAAAAUGAAGGGAAGAGCAAGGAGGAGGAAGUGGGCAGCGACAAACAAGAGCAGAAAGGCAAAGAAGAGAAGAUAAAGGAGGAAGAAAAAUCGAAGGAAGCGCAUGAAAAGUCAAAGGAGGAAUUAGUUGGAAAGGCGGUGGUCCCUAAGAAAGAAGUCACAACGAUUUUAUCUAAGAAUGUUCCUAGAACCACAACGGUUCCAUCAACGACCACUUUAAAAUACGAGCGCGCAACAUGGAGACCGCGAAGAGAAAACUGUUCACCUCCAGCGAUCGAACAAUUUCCACGACCUUUAAUGGGCCCACAAGCUAAACACGGUGGAUUGAUCAUCCAUAUUUUAGCCGCAAUCUACACUUUUCUAGGCCUUGCCAUCGUUUGCGACGAUUAUUUUGUCUCCAGUUUGGACCGAAUUUGCGAAGAGCUACGAUUGUCUCCUGAUGUUGCUGGAGCAACUUUCAUGGCUGCCGGUUCCUCAGCCCCCGAAUUGGCAACUGUGGUAAUUGGUGUUUUCUUUGCCAAAGAUGAUAUUGGAAUAAGCGGUGUGAUUGGAAGCGCGGUAUUCAAUAUAAUGUUCGUGAUAUCGGUUUGCGGGCUUUGCACAACAACAGUGUCAAAAUUGAAUUGGUGGCCCCUUUGCCGGGAUUUCUUUUACGCGGUAUCGAUAUUGAUAAUGCUCGGCACAAUUUACAACGAAUCCAUAUCAUGGAUGGAAUCAUUGUUCAUGUUGAUUAUGUACGGUGUAUAUUGUGUGGCGUUAUCUUUCAACAGUAGAUUGGAACGAUGGGCGAAAUCUUACAAUAUACCUUUUCUACCAAAAGACGACGAACCCGCGGAAGAAAGCGCUCUCGUUAGUUACAGAUCAUUGCAAGAGGAUCGACUGUCAUACACAGGGCCUUGCUCUCCUACGGAUCAAUAUAAAACACAUGAAGCGGCAACGGGAGGACCAACCGCACCUGAAACGAACGAAGCGGCACCUCCGAAACAACCAGAGUAUUACAAAGCGAAGGAACCAGAUCCAAACGAAAUAUCACCUUUAGAGAAGCCUACAGAUGGCAGCAAAUGGACACUUUUCACGUGGGGCCUUGUUUACCCGAUUCAUUUUAUGUGCCGCGCAACGAUGCCAGAUUGCCGCCAAGAAAAAUUUCGGAAUUGGUAUCCCUUUACCUUCUGCGUAUCGAUGGUUUGGAUCAGUUUCUAUAGUUACAUCAUGGUGUGGAUGAUCACGAUUAUAGGCAGUACUCUCGGUAUACCCGACACGAUGAUGGGUUUAACAUUUGUCGCUGCUGGCGUCAGCGUACCUGAUGCUCUUUCAUCAUUGGCGGUGAUUAAAGAAGGACUUGGCGACAUGGCGGUGAGCAACGCAGUUGGAAGUAACGUCUUCGAUAUUCUAGUUUGUCUCGGGCUUCCUUGGUUUAUACAAACUGCGAUGAUACAGCCAGGCUCGCACGUGAACGUCACCAGUCGAGGUCUGACGUAUUCGACAGUAUCUUUACUGUCAACAGUGAUAUUCUUAGUACUAGCGACCCAUUUGAAUGGUUGGAAGUUAGAUCGACGGUACGGGGUGAUACUGAUGAUUUGGUACUUGGUGUUUAUCACAUUUGCCUCACUCUACGAGCUAAAUAUCUUUGGUGAAAUGAAUCCUCCGUCAUGCUAUAGCACGUUUUAAAAAAAAAAA
This is a messenger RNA of Apis florea (little honeybee), 2507 nucleotides long. RefSeq names its product putative sodium/potassium/calcium exchanger CG1090. Lineage: Eukaryota; Metazoa; Arthropoda; Insecta; Hymenoptera; Apidae. The record is from RefSeq and is a predicted model, not a curated record. Gene Ontology annotation, molecular function: calcium, potassium:sodium antiporter activity; calcium channel activity. Gene Ontology annotation, cellular component: plasma membrane. Gene Ontology annotation, biological process: calcium ion transmembrane transport; intracellular calcium ion homeostasis.